This is a messenger RNA of Colossoma macropomum (tambaqui), 1131 nucleotides long. RefSeq lists its product as uncharacterized. NCBI's taxonomy places the organism in Eukaryota, Metazoa, Chordata, Actinopteri, Characiformes, Serrasalmidae. The record is from RefSeq and is a predicted model, not a curated record. The coding region runs from base 144 to 1007 and encodes 287 amino acids. Gene Ontology annotation, cellular component: plasma membrane. The transcript is spliced from 7 exons.
CAGACUGUUGCUUAGAUAUACGACAUGCUAAAUCCCCUGCCGUCCUCUGUGUGAAAAAAGGGUGGUACUGGAAAUGUACAGUCAAUUUUAACACAGCUUAAAAUGCGCAACAUAACAUAAUAAGCUGAGGCUUAUUGUUCAAGAUGACUGAGAGGGUUCGGAACAAAGUCAGGGCAGACGGAGAUUUUUGUGGGGAUGUGAAUGAAGACUUUCAAUCAGGCGAGGGUCAGCCAAAGAGCUCUGGUUUCUGCGGGCUUCUCCUCACUGCUCUCUCUUUUCUUCUCAUUCUCGCCACAUUCCCAGUCUCUGUAUGGAGCUGCAUGAAGAUUGUCAAGGAAUAUGAGAGAGCAGUUAUCUUCCGUUUAGGGCGACUCCUGGGUGGAGCAAAGGGGCCUGGCAUAUUCUGGAUUCUUCCAUGUGUGGACACCUUUCGGAAGGUUGAUCUGAGGACAGUAUCCUUCAACAUUCCCCCACAGGAGGUGCUGACAAAAGACUCAGUAACUAUCAUGGUAGAUGGGGUGGUGUAUUAUCGAGUUUUUAACCCUACAGUGUCUAUAACCAAAGUGGAGGAUGCCAAUCUGGCCACACAGAUGCUGGCACAAACCACCCUCAGAAACAUGUUGGGUACCAAAAGCUUGGCGGAUAUCUUGCGAGACCGUGAGGAGAUGGCAGAACAAAUGGAGGAAGUCAUUUACUCUGCGUCUAAGAACUGGGGCAUUAAAGUGGAGCGGGUAGAGCUGAAGGACGUUAAACUCCCUCACACCUUGCAGAGGGCAAUGGCUGCUGAGGCUGAGGCCACCAGAGAGGCUCGGGCCAAGGUGAUUGCAGCUGAGGGAGAGAUGAAAGCAUCCUGUGCUCUGAAGGAAGCAGCCCAUGUGAUGUCCGAGUCUCCGGCCGCUCUGCAGCUGCGAUACCUGCAGACCCUGGCUGAAAUUGCCACAGAGAGGAACUCCACUGUGGUUUUCCCCAUCCCUAUGGACCUCAUCAGCACCUUCAUGAAGAAGUAAAUGAAGAAACCAAGUGAACCAUGAAAGCUCUUAAUCAGAGCAUAUAUUUAAUUAGACUAGAACACACUAUACAACUAAAUAAUUAAUCACCAUAAAUAAAGUACUACAAGUAUGUAUAAAUAUA